Messenger RNA from Pararge aegeria (speckled wood butterfly), 2084 nucleotides. RefSeq names its product conserved oligomeric Golgi complex subunit 6 (gene Cog6). The record is from RefSeq and is a predicted model, not a curated record. The transcript has a single exon. The coding region runs from base 144 to 1988 and encodes 614 amino acids. Gene Ontology annotation, biological process: intra-Golgi vesicle-mediated transport. NCBI's taxonomy places the organism in Eukaryota, Metazoa, Arthropoda, Insecta, Lepidoptera, Nymphalidae. Gene Ontology annotation, cellular component: COG complex.
UAUUUAUUUACUGUGGUGACAAGUGACAUUAAGCUUUACUGUUCGGGUUAAUUUGGGACUAAAUCCGCCCUAUAUUUAAUGUACUCUUUGGUUUAAAUAAAUAUAUUACACUAUAACUAAAUUAUUCUUUUAGCUUGUUUAUUAUGGAUUCAGCCUACAAUAACCCCAUUCGACAACGAAUUAAUAAGAUUUUUGACAGCCACAUCAUAACUGAUAAUAGCGAAGCAUUGUAUACUGUGUCUGGAUUGUGUUCAUCGAAUUCCGCUUAUACUAGAAGAAUACUAGUAAAUGAAAUUGAGAAAAGGGAUUUAAUAGUUAAUAAAGCUAUUUUGGGCGAGUACAGCAAGGUAAAAGAUAAGUUGCAGGUAUUAAUUGAUUCGCUAAACUCAUUAGAUGUUGCAGUUAAAGACAUGUCAAACCGAUUGCAUGAAUCCAAAACGAAAACCCAUCACAUAAUAGCACAAACAACAAAAUUAAAAGAUGAAAGAAGAAAGACAAAGAAAAAGCUUUUGUGGGUUAAUGCAUUUGUGAAGAACUUUCAUCUGUCACCUGAGCAAUGCAAGAACCUUUUCGAUGUUUCCCCACUCACUAUAGAUUUCUUUAAUUCUUUAACUAGUAUAGAAAAAUUAAAUGAAAACUGUAGAACUCUUGUAAGGUGCUGGUAUCAAACCCCAGCAUUUGAUAUCAUGGAAACGAUAGGGUUACAGCAAGAAGCAGCCAUUGAAAAGCUAUACCAUUGGGCAAUUGGAGCAUGUCUGAUUGUAGACUCACCAAAUAAUGCGUUGGUACCCAAGGCUUUGGCUAAACUUGAGAAUAGACAAGUAUUAUUCUGCAAUAUAAUUGAUGAGUAUUGCAAUGCAAGAAAAGCAACUGUUGUACAAUUGUUUAUUGAUGUCUUAACCAACGGAGGUGACAAUGGAUCUAAACCUAUAGAAUUCUAUGCAAAUGAUGCAAAACGUUACAUUGGGGAUAUUUUAGCUUGGGCUUAUCAAAUUAUACCAGUUGAGAAGGAGAAUCUCACUAUCCUCUUGAAACAUUGUUCAAUGGUGGACAAAGAACAAAAAAUUACUGAUGCCCUAACAAAUAUUAUGGAAGCAUUAUGUCCAUUGCUAAAAGUAAGAGCAGAACUUAUACUUAAACCUGAUAAAGAUCCUCUGGUUCUGUGGUCUAUAACAAAUUUGAUUAUUUACUACAAGGAUAUUAUUCAAACUGUUAUAUCAAAAGGCCAUAUGAUAGAUACUUUCGAUGAACUUUCAAAGAAAAGUGAAGAUGUCUUCCUGAUGACAUUGGACAGUAAAAUUCAAAAAGAACUAAGUCAUGGUGUUAAAGCUCCCCCAUCAGACUUGAAUCCAUCAUUUGUUGUUACAGACUUAGUUAGUUUCUUGAGAGAUUUAAUGAAUAUCUCAAACAAUAGCAACAACACAGAUAAAAGAAUUAUAAUAACGCAUAUUUUAGAUCCGCUUUUGCAUGCAAUCAAUGAAACAGCAUGCCAUCUUAGUUCAGGUGAUAUGUCUGUAUACAUGUUAAACUGUAUUUAUCAUAUUCAAUGUACUCUGUCACUGUAUACUUUUCUAGAUGAAUAUAGCGAAAGACUGCAAGCACAAUCAGAGGCUCAAAUAGAUACAUUAACAUCUGAACAAGCCAGUUAUCUUGUAGCUAAUUUAAACAUGGGUCCUAUUUAUACAAUUUUGCAAGAAAAAAUAAAUGGACCCCUAUCAACAAUACCCGGUAUGGACACAACAUCAUUGAGAUCUUUCCUAAAUAAGUUUGACAUUUUCUUAGUAACACCUGAUGCUUAUAUCCUUCCACAAUUGAAUUUACUUAUUAGUCACAAUCACAAGUCAAUUGUGAAAAAAAGAGCAUUUGAUGUAAUAGUCGCUAUUUAUGAACAGUUAUAUCAAGCUAUACAGGACCCCAACAAUGCUUAUGUGGAACCUCACACUAUAGUAAAAAGAACACCAGAGGAAGUCAAGAAAUUACUGAUUUGAAAAUACAUAAAUAUAUAAUGUAAUAAUAUAUAAUGGUACUAAUUAUUUUAAACCUAUCAAUAUACCAGUUUUUAAGUUUACAGUUACCUGCCAAGC